Molecule: messenger RNA, 6660 nt
Organism: Heterocephalus glaber (naked mole-rat)
Lineage: Eukaryota; Metazoa; Chordata; Mammalia; Rodentia; Bathyergidae
Gene: Plekhg5
Product: pleckstrin homology and RhoGEF domain containing G5
Biological process (GO): Rho protein signal transduction; endothelial cell migration
Cellular component (GO): plasma membrane; axon; endocytic vesicle
Molecular function (GO): guanyl-nucleotide exchange factor activity
Source: RefSeq, a predicted model, not a curated record
UAACUUUUAAGACAGGGUCUUGCUACUUAGCUCUGGCCCUGAACUCAUUAUGUAGCCGUCCUCUGGAGCGCCCUUGGGGACAGUGAUGUCCCUAACCCCUCCCCCGAGCCUGGAUGCUAGGCACCCCAGCUUUGGUGUAGUCUCUUGCUACCUUGUGGGCUUUGGUGAGGCCCUGGUCCCCGGCCCAGCCCAGCAGAUGCAGUGCUGGGGGCCCCGCCGUAAUUCCUCUGCUCCAUGACCCCACUCCCCAUGGCUGCUGUCCCCCUCACCCUGUGCAUGGAAGUGGGGGCUGGGGGCCCCUGAAUUAAUGGGCAGAAUCCUAGGUCAAGGGAUCCACAAGGUCCCUGGCCUGGGGGGGUUCGGGGCUCCCACUGGCUCCACCUCUGCUUAGGGUGAGUGGGCUCAGGCACUGCCCCUGCCCUAGUGAUCUCAGGGUUCGGCCCAGAGAUUGGCCAUGAGGAGCCUGUGGGGGGUAUCAGUGAGGCGGGGAUCCUGGAGGGCCUGGCAGCUGGGUAGUUUGGAGUCCCCAGGUCAGUGCCAGGUGGAACAGUCCUCUCGGGGCCAGCAGGAGGGUGCAAGAGGCUGCACCAGAGGCUGUGUUGGAGAGAGGGGGAGGAUGGGCUGCCUUCCAAAGUAGGGGGACCCUGGGCCCUGCAGAUUCCUCAGUCACCUGCCUCGGGUUGGGCCGGGGGUGCUUUGGGGUAUUUGCUACUGCUGUCCCUUUCCUGUUCUCCCCCUGCUUCCCCAGCGUCCAGGGCCACACUGGGGUCUGGUAGCCACCCUCAGGCCGGACAUUCUGGAGAAGUGGACAGAGAAGGAGGGGCGGGUGGGGGAGGUGGACCCCAGAACCUCUCCCCGUUCCUUCCCAAGGAGCCUUCUGUGUGGCACUGGGGGAGGGGGUGCCCAGAGUCUAGGCGGGGCUCCCAGGCCCUGAUUCUGGGGUCAGGGCUCCAGGGCUCCAGGGCUCCCCUUAACCCUGGUCCCGAGUGGGACCCCCUGAGAGGAGGAGACCCGUGGUGUGGGCCCUGCACUCCCACCAGCUGCCUUGGGACAGUGGCCCGGGACCCACCCGGAGGACAAAGGGUGAGGCCCAGGCAGAGGGGAGGAGGAGCCAGGGGCUGGACCCUGGCAGAGCCACUCCACCCUGGCGAGCCUGCCCAAGCUCACAGGCUCCACCCUUAGUUUCUGAGGUACUGGUGGGGCCUUGGGGGCAGCAGGCACCCAGGGGUGCUGAGCUCUGCUAGGGAGGCCCUGGCAAGGAUAUCGCUGCAGCCAGGGCGCCUGGGCUCCUGGUUCUGGCCCAGUCGGCCCGGGAUCCUACCCCAGACCUGUGGCUUCUGCUGGUCACAGAGCUCUUCCACCCCACCCAGGCUGGGGUCCCAGUGCACUGUGGGACCGGGAUGCCCCGAGGUCCUCGAGAUGCUGCCUGCUUUCCUGGGGCUUGGGAGAUGAUGCUGGGGGCUGCCUUGGAGGCUCCAUUAUUCAGCAGCCCCUGCGUCUGGUUUUGAGGUAUCGCUUUCACCCGGCACCCUGACUUGCGGCCUGCAGCCUGGCAGGCUGGGGAGUGCCCCCUCCCCAGGGAGUCAUGGGCGGGGCCCUCCUGGGCCUGCACAAGAGGUCCAGCUCCCUGCUCUAAGAGGAGGUGGAGCCCAGGAGCUGUGAGCACCCCCUCCCUGCAGGGCUUGGGCUCCUUUCCUUGUCCCACCCUGCGCUUGCUGGGCCCUGGCCUCUGGUCUCUACUUGAUGCAACCUGCUGACCCCAUACCAAGGGAUUCUCCCCAUGCUGGCUGUGGGAGCUCCCUGCCCCCAAGAGGGGGCUUCAAGACCCUGUGCCCAGCCUUGCCCUGUGUGAGGCCCAGGGUGUGGUCCCCAGCUGGGCAUCCAUUCCCCACUUUCGCACUGGUAGCCUUGGCACAAGUCACAUGACCUCUAGGCCUUGGUUUCUUCCUCUCUGGUAAGUUGGGGCCAGCACAGUAGCUCUUCCUUGGAGUCUCAGAAGUGGGGUUUGCUGCCUCCAGUUCUUGGGAGAGGUGUGACUCUUGGGUCCUUCAGGAGAAGGUCGCUUUCUGCCUGGGGGGCAGCAGCAAGGACAAGGGGCUGGAGAAGACCCCCAGCAUUGAGGCGCCUGCAGGCCCAGCAGGCCCAAGGUCACGGGUCCUAGGAAGGAGAGACCCUUUGCCUGAGACUCCCCUGUCCCAAGUCCUUCCUCUGCCUUCACAUGUGCAUCCAUUCAUCGACGUCACCAGUUUGAGCCAGACCCUCACGAGCGCUGAGGACACAGCUCGACGGCCAAGGUCCUGGGGCUCUGGCAGGGCCGUCCUAGCAGGGAAAUGACAGAGGGCAUGAGGAAGUGAGAUGGCUGCGGGGGUUAUCAAUGCUUAGAAGGAAUCAGUCUGACUUUGGAAGACUGAGAGAGGGUGGGCGAAGGGGCAUCUUUUGGAGACCCCGCCUUGAGGAGGCUGAGUUGGAGUGGGGGCCCAGUGCCAGCGCUUCGAAGGUCCGGGUGCAUGGAGAGCAUGGAUGGAGAGCAUUCGGGGUGAAGGCCCGGCGGGGUGCACAGUGGGCGGCCCCAUCCUGGCGCAGAGACUGCACCCACUGGCCAAGGAGGCAGAACCCUGGUCUCAGCCCAGUCUUCGGACUUUAUCGACGUCUCUUUACCCCCGGGUUGAUGGCUGGGAACGCUGCUGCCUUUCCCCACCCUGGGGAGAAGCGCUCUGAAACCACACAGCAGGGACCCCUGCACCCCAAUCCAAGGGGUUACGAGACCCCCUCCCCGCUGGGGACCCAGUCUGGAGAGCAGGGGCCUGAGGCCAAGCUGGGCUUCGAGUUUCUAGCUCUGGGGUGGCUCGAGUGCCCGAGGGGAAGGCAGCCCUGUCCUCCCUGCCAGGCCUCCAGGAAGGCUGUGGGCGCGGUGGCCCUGGGCUGGGUCAGGGAUCUGCAGAGAGUCACCCGGGCCGUCCCGGGGCGGGCGGCCACACAAUGGCAGGAAGCCAGGCCUCCGCUUGGUCUGGGGCACAGACCGCGGCUUCCUCCAGCGAAAUGGGGACUGGGCCCGGCGUCUCUGCCCGCCCAGCAGCCUCCGGGCUGGGCCCUAGGCCACUCUCCCUGGACCCGGAGCCCUUCGGGGCUCAGGGCAGCAGAGACCAGGUAUGCCACCACACUGACUGCCAGCAGCUGCACUGCCGGGGUCCCCUCAACCUCUGCGAGGCCUGCGACAGCAAGUUCCACAGCACAGGGCAUUAUGACGGCCACGUCCGCUUCGACCUGCCCCCCCGGGGCUCUGUCCUGGCCCGGAAUGUGUCCACCCGGUCGUGCCCACCCCGCACCAGCCCUGCGGUGGACUUGGAGGAAGAGGAGGAAAGUGCCACGGAUGGCAGAGGGGAUCGGAAGGCCACAGGCCUGAAACUCUCCAAGAAGAAGGCGAGGAGGAGACACACAGAUGACCCGAGCAAGGAGUGCUUCACCUUGAAAUUUGACCUGAACGUGGACAUCGAGACGGAGUUUGUCCCAGCUGUGAAGAAGAAGUCGUUGGGGGAGGUGCUGCUGCCCGUGUUCGAAAGGAAGGGCAUCACCCUGGGAGAAGUGGACAUCUACCUGGACCAGUCCAGCACGCCACUGUCCCUCACCUUCGAGGCCUACAGGUUCGGUGGACACUACCUGAGGGUUAAAGCCAAGCCAGGGGACGAGGGCAAGGUGGAGCAGGGCGUGAAGGACGCUAAGUCACUGAGCCUCCCGAUCCUGUGUCGGGCGGCCGGGGCCGGGGCCCCCGUGCUGGAGCGUGUGGACCCCCCGAGCCGCCGGGAGAACCUCGAUGUCUUGGCCCCUGGCCGCAGGCGCAAGAACAUGUCGGAGUUCCUGGGGGAGCCCAGCGUUCCGGGCCAGGAGCCCACCCCGCCCUCCAGCUGCUCUCUGCCCAGCAGCGGCCCCAGUGACAGCUGGAAGAACCGGGCAGCCAGUCGCUUCAGUGGCUUCUUCAGCUCCAGCCCCAGCACCAGCGGCCUGGGCCGGGAGGUGGACAAGAUGGAGCAGCUGGAAGCCAAGCUGCACGCCUACAGCCUCUUCGGGCUGCCCCGGCUGCCCCACCAGCUGCGCUUCGAUCAUGACUCCUGGGAGGAGGAGGAGGAGGAAGAGGAGGAGGAGGAUGAAGAGGAGGAUCGUGCCUGCCCUCGGCUGGAGGACAACUGGCGGGAGCUCAUUGAUGGGCACGAGAAGCUGACCCGGCGGCAGUCCCACCAGCAGGAGGCGGUGUGGGAGCUCCUGCACACCGAGGCCUCCUACAUCCGGAAACUGCGCGUCAUCACCAACCUGUUCCUGUGCUGCCUCCUGAACUUGCAAGAGUCCGGGCUACUGUGCGAGGUGGAGGCGGAGCGGCUGUUCAGCAACAUCCCCGAGAUCGCGCGACUGCACCGCGCUCUGUGGAGCAGCGUGAUGGCGCCGGUGCUGGACGAGGCGCGGCGCACGCGGACACUGCUGCAACCCGGAGACUUCCUCAAAGGCUUCAAGAUGUUCGGCUCCCUGUUCAAGCCCUACAUCCGCUACUGCAUGGAGGAGGAGGGCUGCAUGGAGUACAUGCGUAGCCUGCUGCGCAACAACGAACUGUUCCGCGCCUACGUCACGUGGGCGGAGAAGCACCAGCAGUGCCAGAGGCUGAAGCUCAGCGACAUGCUGGCCAAGCCCCACCAGCGCCUCACCAAAUACCCGCUGCUGCUCAAGUCAGUGCUGAAGAAGACGGAUGAGCCACGGGCCAAGGAGGCCGUUGUCACCAUGAUCAGCUCGGUGGAGUGCUUCAUCCACCAAGUGAAUGCGCGCAUGCGGCAGGAGCAGGAGCGGCGGCGGCUGGCGGCCGUGGUGAGCCGCAUCGAUGCCUACGAGGUGGUGGAGGGCAGCAACGACGAGGUGGACAAGCUCCUGAAGGAGUUUCUGCACCUGGACCUCACAGCGCCCAUCCCUGGAGCCUCGCCUGAGGAGACGCGGCAGCUGCUGCUGGAGGGCAGCCUGAGGAUGAAGGAGGGGAAGGACAGCAAGAUGGAUGUGUACUGCUUCCUCUUCACCGAUCUGCUCCUGGUGACCAAGGCAGUCAAGAAGGCCGAGAGGACCAAGGUCAUCAGGCCACCGCUGCUGGUGGACAAGAUCGUGUGCCGGGAGCUCCGGGACCCAGGCUCCUUCCUCCUCAUCUACCUGAACGAGUUCCACAGUGCUGUGGCCGCCUACACGUUCCAGGCCAGCGGCCAGGCCUUGUGCCGUGGUUGGGUGGAUGCCAUUUACAAUGCCCAGAACCAGCUGCAGCAGCUGCAUGCCCAGGAGCAGCCCGGCAGCCAGCAGCAGCUGCAGAGCCUGGAGGAGGAGGAGGAGGAGGAAGAGGAGAGCAGCGCUUCGGCUGCCAGCUCCCCCACCAUCCUGCGCAAGAGCAGCGACAGCCUGGACUCCCAGCGCGGUGCUUCUGAUGGCUCCACCGAGACCCUGGCCAUGGUUGUGGUGGAGCCUGGGGAGAUGCUGUCCUCCCCCGAGUUGGGCGGUGGCCCCUUCGGCUCCCAGCCGGAUGAGACCUCUCUGGGUACCACUGCCUCCUCCAUCACGCCCACCAGCGAGCUGCUGCCCCUGGGUCCGGUGGACGGCCGCUCUUGCUCCAUGGACUCGGCCUACGGCACCCUGUCCCCCACCUCCCUGCAGGACUUCGCAGCCCCGGCCCAAGUGGCCGAUCCCACGCCCCAGCCCCUAGAGUCAUCAGAACCCCCUUCACCCCCACCCUCACCCCGCCUGCGCCACCGCCUACCAGUCCAGCUUCUACCCCGCCUGCUCAAGUCCAAGUCGGAAGCCAGCCUCCCCCAGUUGCUGUCUGGGGCUGCCCCCCACAGAGCACCCCCAGCCCCCAGCCGAAGCCUGUCUGAGCUCUGCCUGGCUGCUGGCACCCCUGGCACUAGGACUCGGGGCUCCCCUCAGGAGGUGGGGCCUGGGUGGGACUGUCAGGGGAUACCUAGCCCAGGCAGUGGCCCUGAGCCGUCAGAGGCGGAGAGCAGAGCCAGCUGCCAGGCUGGGGAUCCUGCGGGCCCCACCAAGAGGAGGUGCAGGGGGCUGCCCUCGGGGGUUUCUCCCCAGGCCCAGCCUGAGCCCCCUCCAGGGCUCUCAGGCCAGCACAGGAAGCUGACCCUGGCCCAGCUGUACCGAAUCAGGACCACCCUGCUGCUUAACUCCACGCUUACUGCCUCGGAGGUCUGAGCAGAGGGAGCUCCCUCAGAGUGCCACUGACCAGUGACAGCAGACACAUGGCUCCUAAAAGUGUGGUACCUACUUCAGCUGCUGCCUCCUGUGGCAUGAGUUGGAGUGGUGGGCCAGACCCCUGCCUGCCACCCUGGCUGACUUGCACUUGCUGGACUGGAUGGGGUGGGGGCAGCUCGACAGAGCCCCUGGCCCAGGCUACAGCACCCCCCCCCGCCUGUCCAGAGGGUCCCUUGUCCCCGACUCCUGAGGUUAUCAGCUCUGACCCUCCGGGCUGGACUCCCGGGUGCCAGUCCCACUGCCACCCUCAUCUGGCCUCAGAGGGGACCGCCCUGUCCCCAACAUCCUCCCUCCCAGUCCUGCUGGCCACCCAGGCUCAGGCUGGCUGUGUAAAGCUGCGUAUUUAUUGAGUGAUGGUUCUUUUAUAAAGACUUGUAUACAUCC